This is a messenger RNA of Teleopsis dalmanni, 736 nucleotides long. RefSeq lists its product as uncharacterized. The coding region runs from base 106 to 675 and encodes 189 amino acids. Lineage: Eukaryota; Metazoa; Arthropoda; Insecta; Diptera; Diopsidae. The transcript has 3 exons. The record is from RefSeq and is a predicted model, not a curated record.
ACACACUCUAUUAAAGUGUGGUCUAUUAAAAGUUAACUUGUCGCAAGCACACAGUCUGCGCAUAUUAUAUAAAUCGUGAUAUAUAAUAUACUGAUCAGAGCAAAAAUGAGUGCACAGAAAAAUGAAACACUUGCAGCACCAACAACGGAUCAAUCUGCUCAAUCUGAACUCUAUCAUAUGGGGGAGUUAGUCCAGGAUGAACAAAAAAUAUUGGUUUCAUCUCAAAUGUCUGUUACACCCAUAGAUUUAGAAGUACCAGUUACUACUAGUGACCAAGCUGUUGGGCAAGAAAUAGCAAGUUCACAACAAGGUAUGGAUACGGCAGAUAGUUGUUUGGAUCAGCAACACGUUGCAGAAGAAGAAUUAAAUGAACAUGAUGAAAUUGAUGACCCAGACAGGGCUUUAGAUGAGCUGUUGUCGUUGAUACGUGCUGCACAAGAAGAAUUUGAUCGACAAAAUGGCAUUAAUACUACCAUCACUUUAGAUCAGCCACAUGUUGCACAAGAGGAAUUAAAUGAGCAACAUGGCGUUGACACCGCUCCAGUAUCUAUUUCAUCCGAAGUAUCAAGUGCAACUGUGGACAAGGAUCAUAAUGUUAUGAAGCGUGGUCUUUUCAAUGGUGAUGAGCCAACUGCUCCUUACGAGAAACGCUUUAAACAAGGCGAUAGUCCAUAACAAUCCAACUUUAAAUAUUCAUUUUCAUAUUAAAAGUUUUUAAUAUUUUUUUUUUAAUUUA